Messenger RNA from Hippocampus zosterae (dwarf seahorse), 2532 nucleotides. It is a transcript of the gene mns1, whose product is annotated as meiosis-specific nuclear structural 1. Gene Ontology annotation, biological process: cilium organization. The record is from RefSeq and is a predicted model, not a curated record. The coding region runs from base 231 to 1730 and encodes 499 amino acids. Lineage: Eukaryota; Metazoa; Chordata; Actinopteri; Syngnathiformes; Syngnathidae. Gene Ontology annotation, cellular component: motile cilium. The transcript has 11 exons.
UGUAUACAGUAAUCUACCUUCUGAUUUCCGGGUCGUGACGUAACUACCACCGACCUUUCCUAUUGGCUGAGUACUGGAUGCGGUUCCCAGGGAGACGAAUCCACAAACAUUUGCCGAAACGUCGUCGAAACGCUUCAAACGACUUGAAAGCUUUACUCUGACACGAACUCGAAGCCAAGGCGCCGCGUGCCAAGUCGGUUGAAUUCAACACGACGUAAAAGACGACAAAGAUGAGUCGUAACCUGAGUCGCAGUCAGCAGUACCGGCUGGUGGAGCAGCGACGCGCCCACGAGGAGCAUAAGCAGCUGGAGGCCCAGCGAGUGGACCGAGACCGUAAAAUGGUGGCCGCCAUGAAAGAAGAGGACAGUGUGGACAGAAAAAGGUUCUUAAGACAGGUGCAGGAGGAACAGAAAGAAAGAGAGAUCGAGAACGCCAUGAUAAAGGCUCAGACUGAGAAAUUGUUGAGAGAGAAGCAGCUUGUCCAAGAGGAGAAGCUGGCUAAAGAGCUGGCCCGCAUCAACCAUGACAGGCAACGAGAAGGCAAGAUCAGGCAGUAUAUUAGAGAGAACAGCAUUGAGCUUCGAGAAUUAGAGUCCAAGUUGAAAUUGGCCUACGUGAGCAAGGAGCAAGUGGCGCAGAUGGCAGAGCACGAAGCCAUCAAGUGUGAGACAAUGCGUGAAGAGGCGGAGCUCUACAACAAGAUGAAGAGCAAUUUUGACCAGGCCACCAUGGAAGAGGAGAAGCUGGAGCAGAGGAAACAAGAGGAACAGCUCCAGUAUCAGCACGAUCUCAACCUGCAGCUCGUCGAGCAAGAGCACAAGAGACAAGUGGCCUACGACGACUUUCUCAAGGAGAAGCUCAUGGUGGAUGACAUCGUGCGCAAGAUUUACGAAGAGGAUCAGAUGGAGCGACAGAAGAAGCUGGAGAAGGUGCGCGCCACCCAGAAGCACAUCGAGGACUUCCAGACGCAGCAAGCCGAGUGGCGGCGUAUGGAGAAAGAGAGGAUGGAGGAGGAGAACAGACGCAUCAGGGAGUUCGCGAGCAGGCAGCAGAAGUCGCAGCAGGACAGGAUGGCCAAGAUCAGAGCGCGAGAAGAAGCAAUUCAGAACCUCAGAGAUACGCUCGCGGAGAAAAUGGCUGAAGAGAGGCGACAGCGUGACGACAUGGAGAGAAUGCGCCAGGAGCUUUGUCUCGAGGAACAAGAAGAAGCAUUUAGGAAGAAAGACAUUGAAGACAUGGAGAGGAACAUCAGACAGAGGCUGAUGUUGCAGCGGACCUGCCAGGAGCAGAUGGCCAUGAAGGAGAUGCGUCGGCAGGCGGAGAGGGACGAAGAGGAGGCCUUCCGGAAAAUGACCAUGGACAAGUUUGCGGAGGACGACCGCAUCGAGCAGAUGAACGCCCAAAGGCGCCGCAUGAAGAUGAUGGAGCACAAACGCGAGGUGGAGAAGCUGAUCGACGACAGACGACGGCAGCACCAGGCUGACAUGGAUAUGAAAGCUAGAGAAGAGGCAAUGGAGCAAGAGCGAGAGGCGCUGUGCAGACAGAUUAUCGAAGAGGAGAGACUACGGCUUCUCCAACGACACGCAACAAAACUUCUCGGACACAUGCCUAAGGGUUUACUUCGUGAAGAUGACCUGAAGCAUUUUGAUGAAGACUUCAGGAAAAACUUCCAGACACGUCCAGCAGAGAACUCUGAAAAUCAUGGUGGAGGUGGAGACGCAGAUGAUUGAUUCAUUUUAAGUGUUUUUUGGGUGCCAUUUUUAAAGGGGAAGUCAACCCCCAAAUUUUGUUCACAAUAAUAAGUUCCAUGCAGUCCUACUAGUCUAAACACGGCAUUCCGAACAAUAAUGUGUUUGUGGAAUAUGUUUUAAGCACCAAAAUCCACCUGUUUUUGUUAAUCUCAGGGGGCAUCCAUUUCACCACUUGCUGUCAACUGAAAAUGAUAUCACAGCCAUGAUUGGUCGUUACCUGAGCCCUGGGUAACUUGAAUGUCAAUUUCCCCCGAAAUGACUAAAAAUGGGUAGAGUUUGCCGCUUAACUCAGAUUUCACAUAUGCAAAAUUAAUCAGAUUGCCAUGUUUAGAGGAGUUGAGGCACAUAGGACAUUGUAAAGAAAUUGUUUGCGUUGACUUCCCCUUUCCCUUAAGGACCACUGCAAACAAUCCUUGUGACUGAAUGUGAUCAUUAUUUCAUGGCCAAUCUCCAGUAAACGGUUAUACACACACUCACACACACACACAUGCUUCACGGUUGACAUUUAACACAGGAGGUGCUGAUGACAAGGUCAAAAUAUUCUAAACAGCUCCAGACAUUGACUAGCAUGGUAUUGAAUUAGUAGCUUUCAGUGUCAAAAGUGUCAUUGUUAAAUGGUGGUUUAUGCAUUAUUUUUUAAAUACAAUUCUUGUAUCGGAUCUUAGCAGAUUGUGUGAGAGUAGAACAAUGUUGUGGUUUGUUCGUAUAUAUUUCUAAGAAGAGUAUUUUUAUAGCCGCAAAGCAACAGUUGUACUGUAAGUAAAAAUUACUCCUACUUCGA